CCAAAUGAACAUAAAACCACAUUCCCUCGUCUCCAUAACAGCUAGGGCUAGAAGACGCACAACCUCUUUCUCUCCCCUCUCCUCCCAUCUUCUUCCUCGCAAUCUCUCCUCUCUCUCCUCUCAUCUCUCCCUCCUCCACCAGCGCGCCACCUCCCGCCACCUUCCCAAAGCCCGUGAAAUCCAUGCUCUGCUCCUCACAUCCAGCCUCCUCUCCUCCUCACCCCCCGCCCUCACCUCCCUCAUCUCCCUCUACUCUAAAUGCUCCUCCCCUGCCGCCGCACUUGCCGCAUUCCGAUUUUCACCUUCCCCUCCCAACCUCUUCGCAUGGAACGCCGCCAUCUCCGCCCUCUCUUCCAACUUCCUCCCCGUCGACGCCUUCCUCCUCUUCCGCUUCCUUCGCUCCCAUCCCUCCCUCCUUCCCGACCGCUUCACCUUCCCCUGCGUCAUCAAAUCCCUCUCCGACCUUGGUGACGCCGGCGAUCUCAAGAUCACCCACGCCUUGCUCUUCAAGUUCGGCUUAGAUUCAGACGUCUUUGUCUCCAGUGCAAUGGUGAACGCUUACUUGAAAGUAGGGUUUGUAGAGGACGCAGAGAAAGUGUUUGAUGAUUUGCCUGACCGAGAUGUUGUGCUCUGGAAUUCCAUGGUUAAUGGAUUUGCGCAAAUGGGGCGAUUCUGGAUUGCAAGGCAGUAUUUCGACAGAAUGGUGGAGGAAGGUAUGGUGCCGAGCAGAUUCACUACGACGGGAAUCCUCUCGGUGUUCACUUCAACGGCUGAUUUUAACAGUGGGAGAAAGAUCCAUGCUUUUGUUUUGAAAAUUGGAUACGGUUUUGAUGUUGCCAUCUCCAAUUCUCUUAUUGACCUCUACGGAAAAUGCCAUGCCGUGGAGGACGCGGAGGAGGUCUUCGAGUCCAUGUUGGACAGAGACAUCUUCUCAUGGAACUCUAUCAUCUCCGCUUUCAUCUACUCCGCCGACCACCAGAAGACUUUGCAGCUUUUCGGCCAAAUGCUGCCCGUUGGAGUGCAGCCGGAUUCCAUCACAAUGGCUGCCAUCUUCUCCGCUUGCUCUCAACUGGCAGCUCUGUCACAUGGGCGGGAGACCCACGCCUAUCUUCUUCGCCAUGGGAUCACAGGCGAUGUCCUCCUGUAUAAUUCUCUAAUGGACAUGUACGCCAAAUGCGGGGCGCUUGAAGACGCACGGAAGGUGUUCGAUGAAAUGCCUGACAAUGAUGUUGCGUCAUGGAACAUCAUGAUCGAUGCAUGUGCCUCCCAUGGGCUGGGAGAGGAUGCUCUGAAGCUCUUCACAGCCAUGACUGCUGUACCUGAUGAGGUCACUCUCGUUGCAGUUUUGUCAGCGUGCAGCCAUUCUGGACUGGUGCAAGCGGGGAUGAAAAUUUUUGAAGAAAUGAAGGUGAUGCCGGCAGCUGAGCAUUACUUGUGUAUGGUGGACAUGUUUGGCCGAGCGGGAAUGCUUGAGAAGGCGAAGGAGAUGGCUUUGGCUGCAGAGAAGGCCUGCGGAGCGAAGGGGUGGAGGGCAUAUAUUGCGGCUUGCAGGGAGAGCGGGGAAAUGGAGAGAGUGGUGGAGGCCGUGGAGAGGGUGGUGGGGAUGGAGCCGGAGGGGAGCGGUGCUUGGGUGAUGGCGGCAAAUGCAUAUGGGUGGGCAGGAAAGUAUAACGAGGUGGAGGAUUUGAGGGGGGAGAUGUGGCGGAGGGGGGUGAAAAAGGUGCCUGGGUGCAGCUGGGUUGAGGUAGCUGGCCAUGGCGUGCAUACUUUUGUAACAGGGGAAAGGUGUCAUCCAAGGGCGCAGGCCAUUUAUGCUGUAAUUCAUGAGCUAGCUGGAUGGAUUAGGGAUGGUGGAAGCUUGGCCCUUGUAGUGUUGGAUGGAUCUUGGGAGAUGUUAUAAGCAAGCUUAAUGCUAGCCUAGCUCAAUACCAGUCAAUUAAUGUUAAUUUUGUCCUACGGGCCACCUGGGAGGGCACUCACCUAACAAGAAGAUUCGCAAAUUUGCAUUCGGAGUCCAGUAGGCACUUGCCGCGUAGCAAGUGGGCCUCACUGUAAUACACUAGUUGGGUAAGUUUUUUAGCCGUGUGGCACAUGACUAGUGUCCUGAUGGAAUAAUUUUUUCACAUUUAGGGAUUGUGUUGAACAUAUUAAAAUUUAUCUUCAGUGUAAUGAUAGAGAAAACAUCUGUUAAAUAUGAAAAACUGAUUUACAGUGGACUGUAAAACACUGUCGGGCUUAAUAUCCUUUAUAAAAUAUAAGCUCUGCAGGAAUAUGUAUGGCAAA
Molecule: messenger RNA, 2283 nt
Organism: Phalaenopsis equestris
Lineage: Eukaryota; Viridiplantae; Streptophyta; Magnoliopsida; Asparagales; Orchidaceae
Product: pentatricopeptide repeat-containing protein At3g14730-like
Exons: 2
Coding region: 5-1900 (631 amino acids)
Biological process (GO): RNA modification
Molecular function (GO): protein binding; RNA binding
Source: RefSeq, a predicted model, not a curated record